Molecule: messenger RNA, 1299 nt
Organism: Bombina bombina (fire-bellied toad)
Lineage: Eukaryota; Metazoa; Chordata; Amphibia; Anura; Bombinatoridae
Product: ovostatin-like
Exons: 10
Coding region: 1-1299 (432 amino acids)
Cellular component (GO): extracellular region
Source: RefSeq, a predicted model, not a curated record
AUGUAUUUUUGCUCCAGACUCACAGCAAACACCUUUAAGAUCUUUGAAAGAGCCAAGAAGUUUAUUUACAUUGACAAGAACGUCCAAGAGCAAACUCUGCUCUAUCUGUCUGAGCUCCAGACACUGGAAACCGGCUGCUUCAAGAGAAGCGGGGACCUGUUUAUGCCGCAGGGAGACAAAGAGGAUGACCUGAUCUAUACAAUACUACUCGCCAUUGCUCUGCUGGAGUCUGACUACAGUACUGGGAAGACCAUGUUGGAAGGUGCCCUGGCAUGUGUGCUGGAAGCCUCAAAGUCUGAACAGAGCACCUAUAUCCAGACCAUGAUGCUUUAUGUCUUCACAUUGGCUGAGAAGUCAAAUGAGAGGGACAACCUGCUGAACAUACUGAAACAAAAGGCUGUCACUGAAGCGGGCGCUGUGCACUGGGAGAGGCCAGACAGACAAGCUUCUCCUUACUUCUCCUCCUGGUUCACACCACUGGAAGUGGAGAUGGCUUCAUAUGUCCUGCUCAGCGUGGCCAAGGGACCCAAUGUCCUUGAAGCUGAUCUGACCUAUAUGGCUACAGUAGCAUUGUGGCUUGUCCGGCAACAGAAUUCAUAUGGAGGGUUCCGGACCACACAGGACACAACAGUGGCGCUACAGGCUCUCUCUGCUUACGCUGCACUCAUAUAUACCCCCAAUGCUCAGCACAAUGUGAUUGUGAAACAAGGAAAUGGUCAGCUUUACCAGCUAUCUCUGAAUCAGGACAACAGGCUGCUGGUCCAAAGACAGCCCUUACCUACCGUCCCUGGGGAGUAUAGUGUUGAUGUCAGUGGGAACGGAUGCUGCUUGGUGCAGAGCACUUUGAGAUACUACCUCCCUGUGUCCCAACAAAACGCUGCCUUCUCCUUGUCUGUAAACUCAUCCGCUGAUAGUUGUGUAAACGGUGUGGCGUAUACUUUUACUAUUGGCAUCGCCGUCAGGUAUGAAGCAAAUGUACCUAUUGUCUACCAAGGAAGUCGAGAAAAAUCCAACAUGGCAAUUAUUGACCUAAAAAUGCAGUCUGGAUACACCGCAGAUUACGCGUCUCUCAGAAACCUGGUGGAUUCAAAAGUGGUCUCCAAAACUGAACAGGAGAAUGGUCAUGUGAUCCUGUACCUGGACUCUGUUCCCAAAGAGACAAUCUCCAUGUCCCUCAAGGUUGAAAUGGGUAAUCGUGUCCUCAAUGUACAAGAAGCUACAGUCUUGAUUUAUGAUUAUUAUGAGCCAGAUGAAAAUGGUGCAGCCAAAUACAGACACCCCUGUGCAGCUCAGGGCUAA